GCCUCCGAGCGAGCAACGUCGCCUGUAAUGCAAUAGUGUGUCUAGUGUGUGCCACUUAUCGACAUGGAGGGAGCCACCCCUCCUAGCCACGGACUACCCGAGCCUGACGAGGGCAUCACCUCCGACCGCCGCCCAUCCACCGACGACCAUGCCGACCUCUCCGAUAGUGCCUCGGACACCGGCUCUGGUGGAGGAAAGGAUUCCGGCUGCGAAGUGGCCGCCGAGCCACAGGAACCUCCCUACUCUCCGCCUGACGACGAAUUAGCGCACAGGAUCGUGUCACAAGUCGAGUUCUACUUCUCAGAUGCAAACAUUACGAAGGAUGCCUUCUUACUGAAACAUGUUCGGAGAAACAAGGAAGGGUACGUCUCCCUGAAGCUUAUAUCCAGUUUCAAACGUGUGAAGCACUUGACGAAGGACUGGAGGGUGGUCGCCGAGGCACUCAAGCGGUCUACAAAAUUAGAAAUCAAUGAAUUAGGAACAAAAUUACGCAGAAUCGACCCGCUCCCAGCGUACGAUGAGACGACUCCGUCCAGGACUGUGGUGGCUGUCAGGAUGCCAAUAGAGCGUCCCUCAGUAGAGAAUGUGUCGCGACUGUUCGCAGGGUGUGGCGAGAUCGCGUUAGUUAGGGUGCUGCGGCCUGGCAACCCCGUGCCAGCCGACGUGCGCCAGUUCCUCAACAAAAACCCCAGUUUGGUUAAUUGUGUGUGUGCCUUAGUUGAGUUUACUGAAUCUGAAUCUGCGAGGGAAGCGUUACGUUUACAAACCCCUGACGAUGAUGGGAUGCGAGUGUAUGAGUUGAACGGUGUUCCUAGGGAGCCUAAGAGGAAGACUCCUAUUCGACGGGCGCCACCGCGGCGUCACGAGUGCGAGUACUCGUCGUGCUGCAGCGGCUCCGAGGCGGAGUACGACUACAGAUACGGGACCCCAUUCUACAGGAGGAACUCGAGUGGGUUCUUCACGCCGCGGGCGGCUGAGAUCCAGACGUGGGUGCCGCGGCGGCCGUCCACGUGCAGCCACAGCUCGGACUCGGGCGUGUCUUUCUACUGCAGCUCGCGGCGCACGUCGCAGGCCAGCACGGGCAGCGCCAGCAGCGCGGAGGGCUGGCUGUCGCGGCGGCUGUCGGGCUGCUCGGUGUCGGGCACGGAGUGCGGCGGCCGCCGGCUGUCGUGCGCGCCGCGGUUCGAGCCCCGGGCGCCGCUAGUGCCGGACGGCACGCGCGGCUUCCAUGCCGCCGCCCGCCAGCGCCGCAUCUCGGACCUCGCGCUCUACUCGCGCUAGAAAGCGCCCGCCAACCGUGACACCUUUCUAAUCACGUUGGAUAACCGCCUUUCACGUUCUGGCCGCUGGUUUUUUAAUCUAUUUCGCACGAGGAAGCGUCGCGUGUGUUCCGCGAACGUUUCCCUUGCAGAACAAACUGAGUUACCUUCUCAAACAAUGUGAUCAUGCUCAUUUAGUUGUAAGCCACGGAACGCUGUGUCUAGUUUCGUAAAUCACUUUACAUGUAAUUUAUUAGGACAUUGUAUUUAUGAAUCGCGUAAUUUAUUGCGUAUGCGCGCGCGUCGCGGUCGAGUUUUCAUUUCGAGUUAUGUCAGAGUUGUGGGCACAAAAUGAUCACGCAAAAUCGACAUUCAGGCGAUUGUAGACUCUGAGAGGAACAUGUUAAGACCAGACAGAUGUUUAUUGGGCCGGUGUUGCACUGCAGCGAGGCGAGCUAAUGCUAGUAGUGCCGGCCGCUCGGCGAGGUGAAUAACACGGACAUUCCCCUGUACAUCGGUGCAAACCUCGAUCUGUCAGCUGAGCGGUGUGUCGCGUCGCGUCGCAGGCAGUGCAACCUCGUCUCACUCGGAGUAACAGAGCGCGUACACUCGUAGAAUGUAUUACAUAAUGUAAUUGCACACAUUCUAAACUGCGAACUAUUUCCUGUAAAAGUAACAGCCUCUCUUACUCCGAGUAACAAAAGAUCCGCGACGCGCUAUGGCUAACCUUUUUUCAUUUUUUUUACAAUUAAGUCAUAUUUUAACUUAAGUCAGUCGCCAUUUGAUGUUAACUGUCGUUUUAUAAUUAAGUCUCGUCGCUGUAAGUACACUGUGAUGAUUAUGUAGUAUCGGGUUGCGCAACCUUCUACUUUCUUGUGCGUUCUUUUUUUAAUUUAUUUUUUUUACUGAGCAGAGGAACGUUACAUGCUUGUGACGGCACAACUAUUUCGCUUUUUAUUUUAAGUGACGUUGUGACUUUUUGAUUGAACCUGCGUGCUGAAUCUGAGACAAGAGAAUAGUUUUAAAAAUAGAUUAUUUUACGUAUAAAUAGAUUUGGUGCGUUGUAAAAUUAAUUUCAAAGUCACACAACCUCUGUAUAUUGUAAUUAAA
This is a messenger RNA of Spodoptera litura, 2369 nucleotides long. RefSeq names its product La ribonucleoprotein translational regulator Achilles (gene Achl). Gene Ontology annotation, cellular component: ribonucleoprotein complex; nucleus. The record is from RefSeq and is a predicted model, not a curated record. Gene Ontology annotation, molecular function: mRNA binding. Gene Ontology annotation, biological process: RNA processing. Lineage: Eukaryota; Metazoa; Arthropoda; Insecta; Lepidoptera; Noctuidae.